CCAUCAUGGUUGGCAAAUACCAAGUCAAUAACAUAGCUUACAUUCACCUGUCCCUGUUAUACAAGCAUAUUUUACCAAAUUGCCAUUCGCCCCCUUUCUUACUUCAAUAGCGAUAAUCCUCUGCCACCAUAUAUGUUCACAACUUCUCUGUCAUCCCCUUAAUUCACUCUCAGUUUGCAAUUCAUCAUCCCAAUUAACAUGGGUAACUGUUUGAAUUCUUCUUCCGCUAAAGUGGACGCCACACUCAGCUCCAGAACCUCUGCAGGGAUGUCGAAAGUUGGCAGCAAAAUCAGUUCGUCGUCCGGUCCAUCCAGCACGACGAUUUCAACGUACAGUGGUGGAAGCAGCAGUAUAGAUAGCGUUAGUACACCACGAUCCGAAGGAGAGGUAUUAUCAUCUUCAAAUUUGAAGCCUUUCUCAUUCAUGGAGUUAAAGAACGCUACGCGAAACUUUAGACCCGACAGUCUACUAGGCGAAGGAGGGUUUGGGUACGUUUUCAAAGGAUGGAUUGAUGAACUCACUCAUUUGGCUACGAAGCCAGGGUCUGGAAUGGCGAUUGCUGUCAAAAAGCUUAAACCGGAAGGUUUUCAAGGCCACAAAGAAUGGCUGACAGAAGUAACUUACCUUAGUCAGCUGCAUCAUCCGAAUCUGGUGAAACUUAUUGGCUACUGUUCAGAGGGUCAUAACCGGCUUUUGGUUUAUGAGUACAUGCCUAAAGGAAGCUUGGAGAAUCAUCUUUUUAGAAAGGGUCCUCAACCACUUCCAUGGGCGACAAGACUCAAAGUGGCAAUAGGUGCUGCAAGAGGCCUAGCUUUCCUUCAUGAUGCUAAAGACCAAAUUAUAUAUCGCGAUUUCAAGGCUUCGAACAUCCUUCUUGAUGCGGACUUUAACGCAAAACUAUCCGAUUUUGGAUUAGCUAAAGCAGGGCCGACAGGUGAUAAGACUCACGUGUCGACUCAAGUGAUGGGUACACAUGGGUACGCGGCCCCAGAAUACGUUGCCACAGGUCGGUUAACAGCAAAGAGUGACGUAUACAGCUUUGGGGUUGUUUUACUAGAACUACUAUCAGGUCGCCGUGCAGUAGAUAAAGGAAAAGUUGGUGUCGAGCAAGAUCUUGUCGAUUGGACAAAACCGUAUCUAGGAGACAAACGAAAGUUGUUUAGGAUCAUGGAUACUAGAUUGGAAGGACAGUACCCUCAAAAGGGUGCCUACACUGCAGCUACACUUGCUUCACAAUGUCUUAACAAAGAACCGAAAGCCAGACCGCGAAUGUCUGAAAUUUUAGCCAGUCUAGAAGAGCUUCAAGACGCCAAAAAUGCUUCAAAAGAUCACCGAACGUUGUCUAGUCCGGUUCCUAGAUCACCGGUGGGUCAUCAUCGUCAACGACGUUCAACACCCACGGCAUCUCCGUUACCGACGCCGCGACAAAGUACCAGUCAAGUAAGAUGAUAAACAAACAAACAUAAGUUUUACAUGAGUUUUGUUGUUUGUAUGUAUGUAUAUGAUGGUGUGUUUAGUAUCUCCCACUUGUAUUGUAUUAGAAUCUUAUAUUGUCACUAUAUUAGUCAAGUAACAAGCAUUGGCAUUUAUUUUUAAAUGUUUUUGUA
Messenger RNA from Helianthus annuus (common sunflower), 1607 nucleotides. Its product is annotated as probable serine/threonine-protein kinase PBL3. Gene Ontology annotation, molecular function: protein kinase activity; ATP binding. Lineage: Eukaryota; Viridiplantae; Streptophyta; Magnoliopsida; Asterales; Asteraceae. Gene Ontology annotation, biological process: protein phosphorylation. The record is from RefSeq and is a predicted model, not a curated record. The transcript is spliced from 5 exons. The coding region runs from base 199 to 1449 and encodes 416 amino acids.